AUGGAGGAAAACUAUAUCAUCGAACCUCUUGAGGAAGAUGACGAGCUGGUAGCCGGUGGCACAUCGGACUACGCCUCCAGCGACGGUGAGACCACCUUCGGCUCGCUCACUUCGAGUGUGAGCGGACAUGUAUGGGAAUAUGGGCGACGAUAUCAUGCGUACCGCUACGGGAGAUACCCCGUUCCCAACGAUGAGGAAGAGUACAAGCGUGAAGCGUUGCGACACAACAUGCUCAAGGAGCUUUUGGGCGGCAAGUUGUUCAUGACACCCAUCAGAGACAACCCCCAGAAGAUUAUCGACUUAGGGACGGGCUUCGGCGAGUGGGCCAUCGAAGUUGCGGAAAAGUUCCCAAGUGCUCGCGUGACGGGAGUAGACCUCUCUCCCAUUCAACCACAUUGGCUUCCGCCCAACGUGGAUUUCAUCGUCGACGACAUUGAGGACGAGUGGAUGCACGCCAACGACUUUGACUUUGCCCAUCUUCGAUUUGUCAGCACUUUCUUGAAGGACAACACCGCGCUUAUGAAGAGAAUCUUUAGCAACCUCAAACCAGGCGGAUGGGUUGAAAUCCAGGAUCUCUACCCUGACCUGCGCUCCGACGACGACACGAUCCCCCCAGACCAUCCUAUGAUUAGGUUCCACCAAAUGGUACAGCCCGUUUUGCUCGAAAAGUACGGGUUCGACUUAUUUGUACCGACUCGCCUACCCGCUCUUCUCGAGGAGCUCGGAUUCGUCAACAUCCAGCGCAAAGUAUUUCACAUGCCCUUCGGGGAAUGGGCGCGAGACCCGCACCUCCGCGUCAUCGGUGGCUACUGCCGAGAAAUCCUACUCGACUUUGUUGCCGCUAUGGCCGCGCGACCUCUCGUGGAAGCUGGCUUCGAUAGGGAGGACAUCGCCGACCUCGUCCGGGACGCUACGCAGUCGGCCUCUAACCGACGUAUCCAUGCUUACUACCCGAUUCACAUUGUCUGGGCCCAAAAACCGCCGGCUUGA
Molecule: messenger RNA, 990 nt
Organism: Dichotomopilus funicola
Lineage: Eukaryota; Fungi; Ascomycota; Sordariomycetes; Sordariales; Chaetomiaceae
Product: S-adenosyl-L-methionine-dependent methyltransferase
Exons: 4
Coding region: 1-990 (329 amino acids)
Molecular function (GO): methyltransferase activity
Source: RefSeq, a predicted model, not a curated record